Molecule: messenger RNA, 1010 nt
Organism: Nylanderia fulva
Lineage: Eukaryota; Metazoa; Arthropoda; Insecta; Hymenoptera; Formicidae
Product: neuferricin
Cellular component (GO): endomembrane system; membrane
Source: RefSeq, a predicted model, not a curated record
GCUAGAAUCGGAAUCAACAAAAUAAUUUAAAGUGACAUAUGUUAUAUAUACGGAAAGAAAAAAGAUAGAAAGAUCAUUGAAAAUUGCACAUGUCAAAGGAUUCCCUAAAUAUUUUUAAACAAUAUAAUUAUGUUCUCCAAGUAUCUUUGGCUGUCGCUGCUUCUGGGAAUCAUGUAUUUUCUAUAUUCUCGCGACUUCAUCAGAAAGAUGAAAACUCACUUGAUGGAUGGAACAUUGAAUAUAGUUGACGCGAUAUAUCUUGGAUUAAAUGAGGACUCUGAAGGGGAAAUAUUCACCACGAGUGAAUUGAAACGAUAUACGAAUCUGGAGGACGGUCUAUAUCUCUCGAUUUUAGGCCAAGUUUUUGAUGUGACUAAAGGAGAAAAGCAUUAUGGACCUGGAAGUCAAUAUCAUGCUUUCACUGGUCGUGAUGCUUCCUUGGCAUUUAUUACUGGAGAAUUUGAAGAAGAUUUGACAGAUGACACAUCUAGUUUAUCUGCGCAUCAAGUUAAGGCGCUGGACGAUUGGCUACAAUUUUAUAAUACAAACUACAUUUACAAAGGAAAAUUAUAUGGCAAAUAUUACAAUCAAGAUGGCAGUCCCACUGCAGAGUUUUAUAAGGUACAAGGAAAAGUGUUAUCUGCUAAAAAGGAAAAAUCAUUGGAAGAGAAACAGAAAAGAAUGUUCCCACCCUGUAAUAUAGAAUGGAAUCCAGAUAUGGGCACUGUAUUCUGGUGUACUAAUAGAAGUGGUGGAAUUGAAAGAGAUUGGGUAGGAGUACCAAGAAUGCUGUUUGAGACUGCAAAUACACAAAGCACAUCCAGAUGUGCUUGUGUCAACCUAGAUAGUAUGGAAUAUGAAGAGAAUAAAGCUAAAUUAAGAGAAUACAAUGGCUGUGCAAAAUAUGAAACAAAAUGUAUUGUACAAACGACCAAAUCGUAAUGUGAAGCGAUAUUAUUUAAAAUAUUGCAUUUCUGUUAGAUCAAGAUAAAGGAUCAGAUAUAUACAUA